GGUAAAAGGGAUACUCCAGAGCUAGAUGCAAGCGUGGAAUUGUUGAAUGCACCCUUCUUGCUAACACGGGCAUCCUUCUUCAGUUUACUCCCUGACCACUAAAAGAAAGUUUGGAAGCAAAGAUGUGCAACCUAAAGCUGUCAGUUUUCUUCGUUGCACUUUCUGUCACUCUGAGCUGCUUGGAUGCUACACCUAUUGAGAAAUUUUUAUCUGUGGCUGAUGAUCUGUCUGAUGGUACUUCCAAGAGACAAGGAUGGAUAUUGCCAGAAAUGUCACGGAAUAAACUCUCAGUACUUAGUGAGGAAAUGCCAGAACAACCGGCAGCAAAGACAAAAAGUAGUCACCAUCUGGAGAAACGGAAAUGCAAUACUGCUACAUGUGUGACACAACGCUUGGCUGACUUUUUAGUUCGUUCCAGCAACAACAUUGGAGCAAUUUAUUCACCUACAAAUGUGGGGUCCAAUACAUACGGAAAGAGGGACACAGCUGGGCUUUUAAGCGGAGAACCUCAACACAAUGCACAGCUUUAGGGUGUUAAAAUGUCUACUGAUACAGUUCUUAUUAGGAGCUUGGUUUUUAAUGUAUCAAUAACUUCUUGGUCAUUUAUUACUCAUACAGUCUUAACAGUGCCUUGGUUUUGUUUUGGUUUGAGGGGUUUUUUUUUGGGGGGGUGGUGUGAUUUAUGUUCAUCAUUUUAUUUCAACUCCAUUAAGAACUCCAGAAAU
Athene cunicularia (burrowing owl) is the source of this 725-nucleotide messenger RNA. It is a transcript of the gene IAPP, whose product is annotated as islet amyloid polypeptide. The coding region runs from base 123 to 530 and encodes 135 amino acids. Gene Ontology annotation, molecular function: hormone activity. The transcript has 4 exons. Gene Ontology annotation, cellular component: extracellular region. Lineage: Eukaryota; Metazoa; Chordata; Aves; Strigiformes; Strigidae. The record is from RefSeq and is a predicted model, not a curated record.